AUGACGGCAGCGGCCACUGGGACGGCGAGGGCCGCAGAGCCCCGCGCGCCGGCCGGUCCCGGGAGCUCGGCACCUUCGCGCCCCGCCCGCCGGCCCCGCCCCUUUCUCUGCGUGCGGCCAAGAGCCACAACCCCUUCUCCCUUCCUGAGGUCGGUGGCUUCUGCCCCUCCCUCUCUCUGUCCUCUCAGGCCGCCUCUAGGAGCUCAGAGCCGCGGCCGCGCGUACACGCCCGCCCGUCUCUUUCUCCGGCGCGCGCGCGCGCACGCCGGCGUCUUUGUUGCCCAGAGCUCCUCGUGCGCGUGUGCGGCGUUCUCCCCUCGGCCCUUUCUCCGUGGAACUACAGUUCCCAACGUGCAGUUCGGCUCUACGUCGUCGUCAAGGGCCGACGCUCUGCCGACUUCGCUGCGCCUGGGAGCUCCUUGGCUGGCGACCUUGUUCCCGAGUUCCAGAGAAGGACCGCUGAGGUUUGAGGAUCUGGGGAUCAUGGAGCUUCCGGACCUGAUGCGGGCGCCCGGUCGUGGACUGCCUCACCCUGCUCCGCUCCCGCUCGGGGUGAUCCCGCGCCCAGGUCUGGUAUCCGGGGACUGUGACUCGCAGGGUCCGCCAUGGAGCCAGAGCAGAUGCUGGAGGGACAGACGCAGGUUGCAGAAAAUCCUCACUCCGAGUACGGUCUCACGGAUAACGUCGAGACCACCAAAUCCCAUUGAAUUUCUAGCAUCAUAUCUUUUAAAAAACAAGGCACAGUUUGAAGAUCGAAACUGAUUGGGAAGAACAGAAAAAUUUGCUUUCUACUAUAGAUUUACAUGAUUAAGAGGCAGCUUUAAUUGCCAUGAUUUCCCCCCACCCCUUUUUGGAAGUAUAAGAACCUUCAGGACAACAACUUGUUCUUGGAGUUGCAGAAGAAAACAUAUUUCCCUUAUUUUGAUUUAAUCACCAUACUUAUAUUUAAAGAGUGUAUUAUGUGCAAUUUUUUCUCAGAUUGUCUUUAACUUUGUUUUUAAAAUGACCUUCAAAAUAAACUGUUAAAUGUCA
Myotis daubentonii (Daubenton's bat) is the source of this 1032-nucleotide messenger RNA. It is a transcript of the gene DPY30, whose product is annotated as dpy-30 histone methyltransferase complex regulatory subunit. The record is from RefSeq and is a predicted model, not a curated record. Gene Ontology annotation, cellular component: Set1C/COMPASS complex. NCBI's taxonomy places the organism in Eukaryota, Metazoa, Chordata, Mammalia, Chiroptera, Vespertilionidae.